Messenger RNA from Symbiodinium sp. CCMP2592, 570 nucleotides. The record is from the annotation of a GenBank genome assembly. NCBI's taxonomy places the organism in Eukaryota, Dinophyceae, Suessiales, Symbiodiniaceae.
AUGCGGUACCAAAUCCUCACUGGCUGGCUGCUUUUGGUGAGCUCGCAGGAUGUGGAGUCCGGUUUUGGAAACACGUUUCCGGAGCUCGAAGAGGACAUCCUGCUGCUCCAGAUGGACGUGAAGCUCUCGCGCGGUCUGACGCAAACUGCGGAUGCCACUUCGGUUUCGGAGGGCUUCCAGGCAGCUGAUUCGGAGAGCCCAGCCCUCCUUUCCGAGAGCUUCAAAAGCGAGGUGGAGGGCGGUGUGAUGUUUGGACCGAAGACCAGUGCAGCCUUGUUUUUACUGUCCAGCUGUACCUUUGGACUGCUGUGCUUAUGUGGUGCGAAGCCAUUCAUCACAGCUCCGUAUUCAGAAGUACCUGAAGAGGAGGGAGAAAGCGAGGAGGUCAAAGAGCAGUCGCUCCUGGUGUGUUACACUGUUGUCUUCAUGGACGCCUUUGGCUUCGGCGUUUACGCGCCCUUCAUCCCGAUCCUUUGCCAGACCUUUAGCUUGCAUGCCCACCACAUGGGAACUGCCCUUGCGACUUGGACAACGGCUUAUGGCAAAGACUUGCGGACAAUAAGCCAGUAA